Messenger RNA from Closterium sp. Yama58-4, 1914 nucleotides. NCBI's taxonomy places the organism in Eukaryota, Viridiplantae, Streptophyta, Zygnematophyceae, Desmidiales, Closteriaceae. The record is from the annotation of a GenBank genome assembly.
AUGGCGGUACCAUGGAGAGCCGUUCUUCUGACAACAUGCAUUCUGCUCAUCCCAGCAGUCUUCGCAGCCGAAGCAUGGCAAUCGGACGCGGAUACGAUGGAGCUGCAGAUAGAACUGCAUGAACUAGAUCUCGCCGAUGACGAUACCUUCCCUUCGCCCGUCGAACCUGAUUCCUUCGAGCCCGUCAGGCGAGAGCGCAUUCUCAAAGCCGCAAGCGCCGUGGACGAGGGAACUCCGUUGAACCGCACCGCAGUGGGAGCAGCCAGCAAGCCGGAGAAGAAGAAGACCGGGGGGCACCAUAAGAAGGGCGGCGGACACAAGAAGGGAGGCGGGCAUAAGAAGGGAGGCGGACACAAGAAGGGGAUUAGCAAGACAGACACCCCUGCGACCAACACACCCGUUGCACCCAACGCGCCCAGCAAUUUCCCCAAAAUUCCGGUUGCCUCCACCACACCUCCCCCUAAAACCUCCGUACCUGUUCAUAAGCCAACGGUCGCUGCUCCGGAAACGCCCGUGGUUUCCAAGACGCCCGUCGUUCCUAAAACUCCCGUUGUUCCAAAAACGCCCGUCGUUCCUAAGACGCCGGUGGUUCCUAAAACGCCGGUAGUUCCUAAAACGCCGGUGGCUCCGAAGACGCCCGUCGUUCCUAAGACGCCCGUUGCUCCCAAGACGCCCGUCGCUCCCAAGACGCCCGUCGCUCCUAAGACGCCUGUCGUUCCUAAGACGCCCGUCGUCCCGAAAACCCCUGUCGCCGUCGCAAAGAAGCCAGUCACGAAGCGUCCCAUCGCCGAAACCCCCGCUAAAAACCCCGUCGUUCUGCCGAAGCGGCCAGUCAUCAUCCCCCCGGCGCCACGUGUCCCGCCCGCCAUCGACCCGCCCGUGGUGGGCACGCGCGUGGGCGUGUGGAACCUUCCCAACUACAAGAACCUCCCCGCAGUUCUCAAGCCCGCGCUAAUCACCUGGCCGAGCCCGACCGCCACCUGCGUCACCCUCCCGCGCGGAUUCUACGCGAAUCUGCACUCGGCAAAGAUCAUCUGGAACGCCGCGGAUAGGACGCACAACCACUUCCUCUGCCAGACGGUUACGUUCUGGAUGAAGGCCGGGUGCACGGGCGGCGGAGUGUUCGUGAGCCUGCCUUUGCCGGCGGAUCCGAAUAAGUUCGACUACCCGAUCUCGGCGGUGAAGGCGUUUCCCGCGGAGAACAGCCGCGCCGUGUCCGUCUCGUGCACUAUUGCCAAGAGCGCGUGCUCCACGGUCCGCUGCCCCGUCCAUUCCAAAUGCACCGUGACUCCCGCCGGUGCUGCCGCGUGUACAUGCAAGCGCGGCUACACGUCCAUCGGCGGCAAGUGCAUCAACGUGUGCGCAUCCGUGACCUGCCCCGCGGGAGCGUCGUGCCAGGCCACCAACGGCAAGGCGCUCUGCAUCUGCCGCAGCGGCAGCCCGCCCGUCGGCGGCAUCUGCAAAGAGGCCACGGGCACCUCCGCGGUUCUCGAGUACGUUAUGGGGCAUAAUGCCGCGCGCAGCGCCAUCGGUCUCCCGCCGCUCGCGUGGAAUGCGUCAUUGGCGCUGCGCGCGCAGAACUGGGCGCGCGUGCUGGCGCAGAAGCACCAGUGCAUGCAGCUGGAACACGGUGACACCAACGGUGUGGGGCAAAACCUCUUCGCAGGUUGCUGUAACGGAUUCUACAAAAACGCGGACGCCGUACAGGCGUGGGUGGACGAGAUCAAGGAUUACAAGUACGGGAAAUACCCUGACGCGUGCCGCGCUGGGAAGCAGUGCGGACACUACACGCAAGUGGUUUGGGAGACGACGAAGCAGGUGGGGUGCGGUCGUGUGGAUUGCGCGAACGGUUGGACGGUUUGGGCGUGCGACUACUACCCGCCUGGUAACUACAUCGGACAAUACCCCUAUUGA